CAAAAUGCUCGACCUUUACAUGUGAGUUGUCAUCUUUAUGGCGGAGUUCUGUUCUUGGAAAUCACUGAAGGAUAGAAGUAAUGGAAGAACGGACACAGACGUUGAAAAGAUGUUUCAAUGGAAUUUCGACUUCUUCCUUGAAUGAAAGAAAGCACUUGAUAUUAACUAUUUUGGUGCCCUGUAUUCAGCAUGAAGAUCUCUCAGAGGCUCAGUUGAAAGGUGUUGCAAAAAUUUUGACAAUAACAGUUUUUAGAUACAGUGACCACACAUCAGAAAAGCUUGUGAUACAUGCUUUGAAAGUACUCAUAUCAACACAUGGAUCAAGAGCUGCUAAACCAGUUAUAAGUGAACUUGCAGGCCUGGCAGGACAGGUAAACAAAACUGGGUUCAGCAAACCACUAGCAAAAGUUGCAUUGCAUUUACUUCACUGGUGCAGAAUAAUUUUUGAAAUUCUCAACAAAAGCUUAGAUCAGGAUGAUUUAACACCUUUAAUUCAAGCAAAAAUUUUGUUGACCAGUAGGCUGUUCUCAUCAGAAAGCAAAACAUUAGCUAAAAAGGGAUUUAAAGUGCUAUCAAAAUUGUGGGGAAAAUUUCCAGAAAUUCUAGAGAAGUCAUUGGAGAAAGCUGUUGUAUUGAAUCAGCCAGAAUCAUUGUGUUUUUCCGCUAUCUGCUUUGAAUAUUUGUCUGAAAAGAAAGAACUGAACAAGAUUGAUGACAAGAAGGGUUUGCUGUUAGAUGCAUAUUUGGACCAGUUUAUCAUCUGCAAAGUUUCUCCCCAACUUGAGUUUAUGCGUGGAAUUAAAUAUCUACUAAAGCAUGUUGGACAUGAUGAAUUUAAAAAGUCAAUUCUACCCUCGAUUAAAAAGGCAAUGCUUAGAAAUCCCGAAACAGUCCUUGAUUCAAUCAGCUGCUUGCUUUCUCAUCUGACCAUCGACCUAUCACAAUAUGCUGAAGAUAUUGGAAAAUCCUUAUCGGCCCAUUUGAUUGGACAACAGGAUGAACUAAGAGCCACUGCCGUAGCCGCAUUUGGUAACGUUGCUAAGCAAUGUAGUGAUCCGGAUGCGGUUUGCAAGCUGAUAGAUGUCCUCACUGGAGUGUUAUACGGCUCCGAGGGAAAGCUUACUAAAUUCGAACAAAGAUGUGAUGUUAUUGCAGCUCUUGUUGCAAUCAAUUGCAAUGCUGUCAGUGGAAAAUCUGCGAAACAACGAUUAGCAACCCUUGUGUACGACAAAAUGAUGAAAUUCAUUGAACAAGAAGGACACGAAGGGACUUUAUGCAGUGCCUUGAAAAUGUUGCAACUCUGGGCCAAUCAAAUUUCUAGCGAAAUUCCUGAAAAUUUUCCCGAGAUUCUCAAGCGUGGCUUAACUGCAAAAAACUCCACAACUUUGGUUAGGACAUUUUAUUUGCAGUUUGCUUCCUGCAUGUAUAAAGGAAACACUCUUUCUGGAGCUAUACCUUUGAUGGACACAUUUGUUCAGCACUUCGAAAAAGAUGGUGGCCAAUCAGCACUUGCGCCUGCAGUUACUGAAGCCCUGAGCGCCGCUGUGAACCUUGCAAAUGUUGCAACAUUAGAUGAUGUUUCCAAAUCUUCAAAACUUCAGUCAUUUUGGUUGCUAGUCUUAAAUGAAGAGAAAUGCAGCUUUACAUCUGAGAAGUUUAUAACUUCGGCUUCUGAACUUGCCCUGGAACAGCUAAUUAUGUUUAUCACCAUUCUGUUUACAAGUCAUUCCAAUCAAUUAAAUGAGAAAACAUCAAGGCCUUGGUAUCGUGCGUUGGUCCUCAUUUUGCUGCACAGUGCGUGGAAGACAAGAGCUGCGGGUAAAAAGGUUUUGAAGACAGUAUUAGAGUCAGCACAUUCAGAGCCUGCAAAUGUGCAAAUGGCUAUACUAGAAGAGUUUCACACUGUGCUAGCGAGUUACAAGCCGGCAAUGGAAAUAGAAAACUCCACUGAAAGCUCUUCAUUGAAUUCGAAGCUUCUCAUGGAGGCUUUGAAGAGCAUUGUUUUUACGUUGAAUUCACCAACUGAUGAAGAGAAAGAAAAUAUCUGCCUCCGGGUUUUACUCGACGCAUGUCACCCGGCUCUCGUUCAACGGGAUCCAAAUCUUUGGAGGAAGUUUUUGCUCAAAUUUAAUAUUGAUCCUCUGGAGUUUGUUAAGAAAUAUAAAGAUGAUUUGUUUUCAAUGGUAGAAGGGGAGAAUUUAAUAUCUGAGGCCCAAAAGUCAGCACUGGCCACUGUUUUGAAGUGUGCUCCGGAAGCCCUAGUGACCGAAAUCGUAGACAAGUGCAUGAAAGGCUUUGGGAAUCCAGCUUUGACUUCCGUUACUCAGACUGAAUAUGAAAUCAUGCAGACACCAGAUGGAGAGCUGUAUGAUAAAACGAUUAUAGAAAGCGCCAAGUCGGUUGUCGAGAGCAAAAAUGUCAAAAGGGAGUCAAAGGCUUAUUCGUUCAAAGAACAGAAGUUGGAUUUGGAACUCAAAGAGGAACUCAAGAAGAAAAAGAGUGGUAGCAAGACAGAAGAAAUGCCAAAGCUUUCAAAGAAGCAACAAGAAAUGCUUGAUGAUCAACGCAAGAAUGAAAAGGAAAUAAGAGACAGGCUUAAAAAGGUCCAGGAUGUUUUUAUGAAAUUCGUUACAAUGAUGAAAGUUUCCACAAAAGUCAUUCCACAUCAAAUCGCAAAGCAUUGUACUGAAAUUUCAAAAUGCCUUAUUGCUCUUAUGUGUUCACCCCUUGCUGCUGCCAGUGUUGUUUCCCUCUUCCUCGACCUGGGAAGAUGUGUAUUUGUUGGAGAAUACAAGCACCUUGGUGAUCUGAUUGCCUACGUAACUGUUCGCCAACUGCAGCCGUCAUGUGAAAUAGACGAAAACUGGUGCGUAGAGGACCUUCAUAAGGAAACUACCCGUGCAGUUGAGAUCCUGCUCUCCUUCGUGACGACAAGAAAUGUUCCUCUAGUCAUGACGUAUACAGAGAAGAAACCGUUUUCUUCAUCAGCGUUCUCCUACUGUCUUCCUUUGAUUCGAGCAGUCUUGAAAGAAAGAGGGGUACAUGUGAAAGGGGACGAAAAGACAAGGCUUGACGUGUUGCAGUUUAUGGCACUUCACAGCAAGGACAAAAUCAACAAAGAAGAUAUGGAUGAUGAAAAUGCCGCUUUACAUUUCAAAGAAAGCGCAAUGCUCCUUCCACGGAAAGAAAUGCUGUCUAUUUUGUCUGCUGUUAUUUUGGAUGCAGAAGGGUACAACAAGGAGGCCAAAAUCCAGCGUGUAGCAGCGCAAACACUGGUUGAGGUGUGCAAAUCUGGGAGUGGCACAGAUGGGUAUGACCAAGCUGAUGUCGAGAUCUUGCACUUACUGUCGCGAAAUCUUAUGUCUGCAUCUGCCACGUUGCGUCAUUCCUCAUUGGAAGGUCUUCAUAGUUUAAUUGAAGUGUUUCCACAAGAGGGAACCGAAGACAGGGAAUCACUGGCAAGCAAAGUAUUGCUGGCAAAGUUUGAUGUUGAGGAGAAGACACGAGAACUUGCUGAAAUAAUCUGGGAUGAAGCUGCACUUAGCAUUUCUCCGAACGUAUCAACCGAGCUUCUACGUGACAUAGUUAUCCCACUAGAUAAUGUUCGAGUUGCUGGAAGCUCGGCUUUGGCAGCUGCAAUAGAAACGUACCCAGACAUGGCGCCUAUAAUAAGAGACCAACUGAUUGAAAUGUACGAAGAAAACAACAAGAUUCCUCCACCAGUGUUUGACAAUCUUGGUCGAAUUUCAUCGGCCCCUUUUGUUGACAAAUGGGAAGCUAGAGCCGGCAUUGCUAUGUCACUUGAGAAGAUUGCUUCUUUCAUCCCAUCUGAAGAGAUCGCAGAGCUUUUCAAAUUCUUUGUUCCUGGUGCUCUUGGUGACAGGAAUGAAAUAGUCAGAAAGCAGAUGCUUGAUGCGGCAAUGGCUGCCAUCAAUUCUCAUGGAAAGGAGAAUAUUAAUGAACUGCUGAAGAUCUUCGACGAAUUUCUCGCCACGGCUGGCCAGACGUCAUCACACGACAUAAUAAGACAAUCAGUCAUAAUUCUUAUGGGGUCCCUUGCAAAGCAUCUUGAUAAAACAGACCCAAAGAUUCGACCAAUCGUGGCAAAGCUCAUGGAUUCCUUGUCAACUCCUUCUCAACAGGUACAAGAGGCUGUAGCUAGCUGCCUUGCUCCCUUGUGUUCAGCGAUCAAAGAUGAUGCUCCUUCACACAUUAAGAGACUCUUAGACACGCUCAUGAAUGCAGAGAAAUAUGGAGAGCGGCGUGGCGGUGCCUAUGGCCUAGCUGGGAUGGUCAAAGGGCUUGGCAUUCUCUCCUUGAAGCAGCACGAUAUCAUUGGAACCCUUACGACUUCCAUUCAGGACAAGAAGAACUAUAAACACAGGGAAGGGGCACUGUUUGCAUUUGAAACUUUUUGCAACAUGCUGGGACGGUUAUUUGAACCAUAUGUUGUUCAGCUACUGCCUCAUCUUUUGCUCUGCUUCGGCGAUGGUAAUCAGUAUGUUAGAGAGGCCGCUGAUGAAACUGCUAAAGCCGUUAUGAAGAAUCUUAGUGCUCACGGGGUGAAACUUGUCUUGCCCUCGCUUCUUAAAGCAUUGGAAGAAGAUUCUUGGAGAACCAAAACUGGCAGCAUUGAGCUACUUGGAGCAAUGGCCUAUUGCGCACCGAAGCAGCUUUCUUCGUGUCUUCCCAACGUAGUACCGAAACUCACAGAGGUGCUUGCGGAUUCCCAUGUCAAAGUUCAAAAGGCUGGUCAGCAAGCAUUGAAGCAGAUUGGAUCGGUGGUUAGAAACCCUGAAAUUCAAGAAAUCUCGCCAAUAAUUCUGGCAGCAUUGGCAGACCCAGGUCAAAAUACUGUACCGUGCUUGCAAGCUCUGCUAAACACGUCAUUUGUGCACUUCAUCGAUGCGCCUUCUUUGGCAUUGAUAAUGCCAAUACUUGAGAAGGCAAAUAUCCAAAGAUCAACAGAAACAAAGAAGAUGUCUGCGCAGAUCAUCGGGAAUAUGUACGCGCUAACAGAUCAGAAGGAUCUUGCACCGUACCUCCCUGCUGUUAUUCCUGGUUUGAAGAAGUCAUUGCUAGAUCCAUCACCUGAGGUUAGAGCUGUGUCCGCACGUGCUCUCGGUGCGAUGGUCAAAGGCAUGGGUGAGGAAUCAUUCAGUGACUUGUUGCCAUGGCUAUUGGAAACGUUGACGUCAGAACAGAGCAGCGUUGAUCGUUCUGGUGCUGCGCAAGGAUUGGCUGAGGUUUUACAUGGCCUGGGCACUGAACGGCUAGAGAAGUUGAUGCCUGACGUCAUCAAAACUACAUCUAAGGAGGAUCUUGCUCCCCAUGUCAGAGAGGGAUACCUUAUGCUCUAUAUCUAUUUGCCAGCUACGUUUGGUGACGACUUUGCCAAAUAUGUCGGCCCAAUUGUGCCAUCACUGCUUAAGGGUCUUUCUGAUGAGUCAGAAUUCGUUCGCACUACUUCGUUGAAAGCCGGACAAAGGAUCAUUACUGCUUAUGCAGACACAGCACUCAGCCUGUUUUUACCAGAACUAGAAAAAGGUUUAUUUGAUGACAACUGGAGAAUUCGAUACAGUUCAAUCCAACUGCUUGGUGAUUUGUUAUUCAGAGUCACGGGCGUUUCUGGAAAGAUGACAACUCAUGGAGACGAGGACGACAACUUUGGGACAUCACAUUCAACCAAGGCCAUUAUUGAGCUACUUGGACUGGAGCGUCGUAACCGAGUUCUUGCUGGCCUGUACAUGGGUAGGUCUGACAUUGCAGUGUCCGUCAGGCAAGCCUCUCUUCACGUGUGGAAAGUUGUUGUACACAACACUGCGAAAACUCUUAAGGAAAUACUGCCUACUUUGUUUUCGCUGCUGUUGGGAUGCCUAGCAAGUGACAGUUACGAUAAAAGACAGACUGCAGGAAGAACACUGGGGGAUAUCGUUCGCAAACUUGGUGAAAGAGUGUUGCCUGAAAUCAUUCCAAUUCUAGAGAAGGGACUUGACAGUGACCGCAAUGAUGAAAGACAAGGAGUUUGCAUCGGUAUAAGUGAAAUUGUCAAAUCUACAAGCCGGGAUAUGAUUGUCAUGUUUGAAGACUCUCUAGUGCUUACUGUCAGGAGAGCCUUAUUAGACCCGUUGCCUGAUGUCCGCGAGGCAGCCGCUGAUGCCUUCGACAAACUGCACGAUACGAUUGCCCAGAAGGCAUUAGAUGGCACUUUGCCAUAUGUACUGCAGAAACUGAAUGAGGAUGAAUUUGCUGAAAGAGCUUUGGAUGGCCUACGAAACGUGAUGGCAGUGAAAAGCAGAGUUGUAUUGCCCUUUCUCGUUCCCAAGCUCACUACGCCCCCGGUCAACACACGAGCAUUGGCUAUCUUGUCGACUGUUGCCGGAGAUUCGUUAACCCGCCACCUCAGUAAGAUUAUCCCAGCCAUGUUCCAAGCUAUUGACAAAAGCAAAGAUGCGGAACAGCAAGAACAGGCUAUCGAAGGCACCAAGGCAUUGAUACUUUCUGUCGAGAGCAACACUGGCAUAACAAGCAUUGUAGACGAAUUUAUCGACUCUUCAAGACAUAAUUCUCCUGGAGUUCGUAAGGCAUCAGCCAUAAUCAUCAAAGCGUUCUGCUCUGGUUGCAAAGCGGAUUACAGUAACUACGUGCAGCAGUUGCUCAAGGUGAUACUUCAGUUGAUGAACGAUGCUGACCAGGGUGUUUACACUGAGGCAUGGGGAGCACUUGAUGCUUUGAUCAAGAGGCUAGAUCCAGCAGAACAGAUGCAGCACAUUGGCAAUUUAAGAACAGCUAUCCAGUAUGCAGCAGAAGAUGCGAGGGAGGGGGUAAUCCCUGGUUUCUGCAUCGUUGGAAAGGGAAUCAAUGCUAUUUACCCAGUAUAUAAGGAGGGAAUAUUAAACGGUGGUCCAGAACUGAAAGAACAAACAGCCAAACUCCUGGGAGAAGUGGUGGUGCUUACAACUCCAGAGGCACUGAAGACAGCAUUGCUAAAUGUAACAGGGCCCCUCAUUCGUAUCUUUGGCGAUCGUUUUAACUGGAAUGUGAAAGUCGCGAUAUUAAAUACACUGGCAUUGUUACUUAAGAAGGUUGGAAUCAUGCUAAAGCCCUUCCUGCCGCAGCUACAGACAACCUUCAUAAAAGCUUUGAAUGACAAGACGUUGGCCGUGAGGGACAAAGCUGGUGACGCUCUGACAUUCUUAACUGCUCUUCACACGAAAGUUGAUUCCCUGUUUACUGAGUUGCGAAAUAGCAUCAAAAACAAUGAAGACACAGCUAUAAGAGAGAGUGUUUUAAAAGCACUGCGAUCUGUGACGUUGAUAGCUGGGAGCAAAAUGAGCGAAGCAAUCCGGGGCAGUUUAGUAGCCACUCUCGUCCCCCUUCUUGCCUCAACCGAGGAUGACGUCAGAGUUGGAGCUGGUGGCGUGGUAGGCGCAUUGUGCAUUGCUUUGUCGACCUUCGAAUUAAAGGAUCUUCUGAAUGACGAGCUACUUGAUGCCAAUGAAUCUUUAGACUGGACUUUGCGUCACGGUCGAACUGUGGCACUAUCAUACGCCAUAUUUGAUGCACCCGAAAAGCUGGAUGAAACUGCUGGAAAUGAUCUCAUCGCCAAAACUGUCUUAAAACAAGCAAGUGCUGACAGGAUUCCAAUUUCAAUAUACGGUGUACACUCACUCGGUCAUUUGAUGAUUUCGAAUGCUCUCUGCAAGCAGGCAAUUCCAUCUAUUGUUCUUGAAACAAUGAAAAAGUCUUUGCAACAAUCUUCCAAUGAUGUACGCCUUGCAGCCGUUAAGACCAUUGACUACGUUGCACGUAAGAUGCCAAGUGUGAUAGAAUCAAAUGUUCUGAAAGCGUUGCUGCCAGAAUUGGUAUCGUGCUGCAAGGACCGCAAUACCUCAAUCAAAGCAAUGUCCGAAUUUGCCUUGAUUUCGUUUCUGUCACUUCGAGAUAGCGAUCAAAAAUUCGAGGAUUCGCUUGAAAUUCUACCGCAUGACGUCAGCGAGCGACUUGGAGAGCUGCGUCGAAUCACUCUAAAUAAACUUUUGCAGUCAUGUGAAACAAGAGAAGACUACCCAUUUGAGGCUCCAAAAGGACAAAAUUGAUAUUUUAUAGAUUCAUCGAUAAAUAUUUGAAAUGUUGAAGGGUAUAUGAUUC
Rhopilema esculentum is the source of this 8151-nucleotide messenger RNA. Its product is annotated as stalled ribosome sensor GCN1. NCBI's taxonomy places the organism in Eukaryota, Metazoa, Cnidaria, Scyphozoa, Rhizostomeae, Rhizostomatidae. The record is from RefSeq and is a predicted model, not a curated record. Gene Ontology annotation, cellular component: cytosol. Gene Ontology annotation, biological process: cellular response to amino acid starvation; regulation of translation. Gene Ontology annotation, molecular function: protein kinase regulator activity; protein binding.